AUGCGACUCCGUCAAGCCAGACAGUCUGAUCUCGCGGCGUUGGCUCUUAUCCAGGCGCGAGCCUUCGUGAACGAUCCAGUUUUUGCUCACUUUCACCCCUUUCGCCGUCAUUAUCCCCAAGACUACUAUAACUCACUCCUGCAGGCGUUGAAGCUCGCCUUUGUGACCCCGGGCAAUGUUAUUAUGGUUGCCCUGUUGGAGCAGAAGGACCUGGGGUUCCAUGAUGACAAACAUUACCUGGGGUCAAAGCUGGCUGGAUUUAUCUCCUGCGUUCGGCAUGGCCGUCCAAAGGAUGUGGAUAAGUGGAAUCCAGACGACGAUGCCAAAUGCCUAGAGCGCCAGCUUUAUGAGAUCGAGACCGGAGCAACCCCCAAUCGGGCCGUCUCCACUGGUAAUAUACAGGACUUCUACGGGAGGGCUUCACUCGUUCUCGGCUCACAGUCCGAUUGGGUAGAGUCUCUCAUGCUGGCGGUGUUGCCAGAGUACCAACAUUUAGGGGUCGCCAAACAAUUGAUGUUAUGGGAGAUUGCCGCUGCUGAGGAAGAGGGGGUCGAUAUUUUCUUUGAGGCGACAGAAGUAAGUGCGCCAAUUUAUCUUCGCAUGGGGGCCAAAGUGUUGGGCACCGUCGAGCUCCAGCAGAAGAAGCAACGAUCCGAAAUACAGCUAGAUGAGGUUGAUCUCCCAGCCUGUUCUGUUCCUGUGAUGAGACUGCAUCCCUCUAAAGUUCAGUGGAAGUUGUGA
Aspergillus alliaceus is the source of this 741-nucleotide messenger RNA. Its product is annotated as GNAT family N-acetyltransferase. NCBI's taxonomy places the organism in Eukaryota, Fungi, Ascomycota, Eurotiomycetes, Eurotiales, Aspergillaceae. The transcript is spliced from 2 exons. The record is from RefSeq and is a predicted model, not a curated record. The coding region runs from base 1 to 741 and encodes 246 amino acids. Gene Ontology annotation, molecular function: acyltransferase activity, transferring groups other than amino-acyl groups.